GCGACGUCUUAUUAUUACAUUAAAUUAAAAUCUACGCCGCCGUGAUGAGUGUCGCCGGCGUCUACCGUUUGACUCUUUCUCUCCCGCCGAUAUGUUAUCUCCAUACCUUCAGCAUUCCCGUUAAUGGGAAUCACACUCCAUCUCUGCUACCACACCGCUACUCUGUAUUCCACCAUAGUCGCCGAUUGGUUACCUCUUUUUGUCACAAAGCUUCGAAUAAAUCUGAUGCUGAGGCUGAGCCUUCAUAUGGUGAAGGUGAAAUGUUGGAUAAGAAUGGGACAAGCAGGAGCAACCCGUUCGUUUCAGAAGAGCUUCUCAAGAAGUUGAAGAGAUAUGGACUCUCUGGAAUAUUAUCCUAUGGGUUACUUAAUACGGUAUAUUACUCCACAGCUUUCCUCUUGGUGUGGUUUUAUGUGGCCCCAGCACCGGGAAAAAUGGGUUAUCUUGCUGCGGCUGAGAGAUUUCUUAAAGUGAUGGCCAUGGUCUGGGCUGGAAGCCAAGUUACUAAACUCAUCAGAAUAGGAGGGGCAGUUGCACUUGCACCUAUUGUUGAUAGAGGAUUGUCGUGGUUUACAGUAAAAUGCAAGUUUGAAAGUCAGGGAAAAGCUUUUGGCGCAUUGGUUGGGAUAUGUCUUGGUCUGGCUUUGAUGCUAUUUGUCGUUGUGACACUGCUUUGGGCAUAGCACAGUACAUUAAGUACGGGUUUUGGCUUUUCUUGUUUAAAAGAGAUAAUAUGUGUAAGAGAUAAUUUCAAAAACAUGGGAGCAAGCAAUGUUUCCAGAGAAUUUCAGUCUC
Messenger RNA from Camelina sativa (false flax), 795 nucleotides. RefSeq lists its product as uncharacterized. The record is from RefSeq and is a predicted model, not a curated record. Lineage: Eukaryota; Viridiplantae; Streptophyta; Magnoliopsida; Brassicales; Brassicaceae.